Messenger RNA from Penicillium longicatenatum, 1878 nucleotides. Its product is annotated as putative phosphoinositide-specific phospholipase C. The transcript is spliced from 4 exons. Lineage: Eukaryota; Fungi; Ascomycota; Eurotiomycetes; Eurotiales; Aspergillaceae. Gene Ontology annotation, biological process: lipid metabolic process; phosphatidylinositol-mediated signaling. Gene Ontology annotation, molecular function: phosphatidylinositol-4,5-bisphosphate phospholipase C activity. The record is from RefSeq and is a predicted model, not a curated record. The coding region runs from base 1 to 1878 and encodes 625 amino acids.
AUGCAAAGAGUCGAGAGCCUCGUGGAACGAGCGCGUCAUCUAUCGCUCCACCCAACCACAGAAACACCUCUAGACACAUUCCACUCAACAGUCGAUAGUCAUCUGCAGAAGAUCUACGAGUCACUUUCCACACAGAAAGUCACAAGCGUUGACUUCUUCAACCAUAUCCAGCGAGAUGAGAGUUCUCCUGAGGGUCAACUUGACCCGUUGAGCUCGCUGGAUGCGUUUCGCGCGUACAUGAAAAAUCCUGCUUCCCGUGCGCUGGGUGAAGCAAAGGAAAUGGAUCUUUCGGCGCCUAUUUCGGAUUAUUAUGUUUCCUCCAGUCAUAAUACGUAUUUGACAGGGAACCAGCUGUAUAGUGAUGCUGCGGCGAGUGCGUAUACGUCGGUACUUCUACAUGGAUGUCGAUCUGUUGAGAUUGAUGUGUGGGAUGGUGAGCCGAAGGAUGCGGAUUCCGAUGGGGAGACUAGUUGUAGCGAGUCUUCGGACAAUGAAGUGAAGAAAUCGACUUUGAAAUCCAGACUAAAGGCGACAAUCAAGUCUAAACUCGGCAGUGAAGAGAAAGCCGCCAAGGAGCUUUUAGACGAGAAGUUGCAUCGGAAGAGCUCCACGCCUGCAAAUGUAAGUGCCAGUAACGAACAGACCGUCGCACCUGUGCUGGAGCCUCGCGUUUUGCACGGGCAUACUCUCACUAAGGGAACAUCCUUCCGCGAGAUCUGUUAUGCAAUCCGUGAUGCUGCGUUUGUGAACAGUGAUCUGCCUGUGAUCAUUAGUUUCGAAGUUCAUGCAUGCUUGGAGCAACAGCAGAUGAUGGUUGAUAUUGUCAAUGAUGCGUGGAAGGGUCUUCUAGUCGAGGUACCAUCGGACGUGGAACCUGCUAAGCUGCCCACAUUAGGGGAAUUGAAGCGGAAAAUUUUGAUCAAGACCAAGUCCACGCCUCUGCAACAAGCAGAUCUGAAGGCUGAGCUAGAGGAAGCGUCCGAACCUUCGGCCGAAGCCAGUGAUCAGUCUGUGGACGCGCAACAAAAGCCCGCGAAGCCCUCCAAGAUCCUGGAGGCUCUCGCCAAGUUAGCUGUAUACACGCGAGCGUAUCACUUCACCCGCUUCGACCAGCCAGAGGCGAAAGUUCCCCACGUCUUCUCCUUAUCCGAAAGGGCAGCCCGCGACGCACACACAAACUACCGCGACGCCUUAUUCGAACACAACCGCUGCUCACUGAUGCGAAUCUACCCGUAUGCGCUCCGUGUAACAUCCUCAAACCUGGACCCGGCCUUCCACUGGCGCCGCGGUGCCCAGCUGGUUGCCUUGAACUGGCAAAACCUCGACAAGGGUAUGAUGUUGAAUCACGGCAUGUUCGCCGGAACCCAAGGCUGGGCCCUCAAGCCUCGGGGGUACCGUAGCUCCGAGGGCCCCGCGGACUCGAUUACGCGAACCAACAUCGAAUUGAAAAUCGAGGUCUUCGCAGGCCAGGACCUUGCGCUCCCGCAGAACCACUCGGAAAAGGGAUUUAAGCCCUACGUCGUUUGCCAACUGCAUGUUGAGGAGCCCGAGGGUCCUGCUGCAGCGGACCGGGACGAUGCGAGCGAUGAUACAGACAAGAGUAGUUAUCGGCGUCACACGAAGACGGCAUCAGGUAGGAAUCCAGAUUUCGAGGCGCAGGGGUUGGUUUUUCCCACCGUUGUGGGUGUUGUUGAGGAGCUCAGUUUCGUUCGGUUUAAAAUCAAGGACGACGAGUUUGUACGGGACUCGUUGGCUGCGUGGGCAUGUAUCCGUCUCGACCAGCUGCGGGAAGGAUAUCGAUUUAUCCAUCUCCAUGAUAGCACCGGGUUAAAUGCAGGGGGUGUCCUAUUGGUGCGGAUCAGCAAACGAAUUUCCUAG